AUGGCAGAGAACAGUAGAGGAGAGGGAAAGAGUAGCAGUUACAGGAAGGGCAUUGUUCUGCUUAACGACCACCUGCCGGCAGGUGAGUCGUCAUGUCUCCUGACUACUUCCUUCGCUAUCCCUCGUCCUCUCGCUUCCCUCCUGAAUACAUAUUUAACCUCUAGGUCUGAGUAUCAGACCAUACUGCAAAAAAAUAGGUCCUCACUGCUGGUACUGUCAGUGUGCAGACAGCCACUUCUCUUUCCUCUCAUUCCCUCUUAAAUGUUUGGUGUAGUGCACUAUGAAGGGAAUAGGGUGCCAUUUGGGACACAUCCUCUGUCUUAUGCAACCCCAGGGUGUCACCACUCCAGCCAAUCAGAGAGCAGUGAGGAAGUAGUCUCAUGUAAAAGCAAUGUUUUUGGUUGAACCAUAUUAAAAAAAAAUAUAUACAGAAAGAGUUAAAUGAGUGUUAGCUGGAGGGGCGAUGCUCAGUGUCAGGCUCCUCUGAUCACUGCUGACCGGAGGACUGGUUCUAUCGGAGGCCUGCAAUGUUUUCUACUCGCUGCCUCAGAGAUAAUUUUGGUCAUGUAGUGUAUGCGGACACCUGCUUGUCGAACAUCUCAUUCCAAAAUCAUGGGCAUUAAUAUGGAGUUGGUCCCCCCUUUGCUGCUAUAACAGCCUCCACUCUUCUGGGAAGGUUUUCCACUAGAUGUUGGAACAUUGCUGAGGGGACUUGCUUCCAUUCAGUCACAAGGACAUUAGUGAGGUCGGGCACUGAUGUUGGGCGAUUAAGCCUGGAUUAAGCCUGGCGAUUUAAGCCUGUCAAGUUCUUCCACACCAAUCUCGACAAACCAUUUCUGUAUGGACCUCGUUUUGUGCACAGGGGAUUUGUCAUGCUGAAACAGGAAAUGGCCUUCACCAAACUGUUGCCACAAAGUUGGAAGCACAGAAUCGUGUAGAAUGUGAUUGUACGCUAUAGCGUUAAGAUUUCUCUUCACUGGAACUAAGGUGCCUAGCCCGAACCAUGAAAAACAGCCCCAGGCCAUUAGUCCUCCUCCACCAAAUGUUACAGUUGGCACUAUGCAUUGGGGCAGGUAUCGUUCUCCUGGCAUCCGCCAAACCCAGAUUAGUCUGUUGGACUGCCAGAUGGUGAAGCGUGAUUCAUCACUCCAGAGAACGCGUUUCAACUGCUCCAUGGAAACCCAUUUCAUGAAUCUCUCAACAAACGGUUAUUGUGCCGACUUUGCUUCCAGAGGCAAUUUGGAACUCAGAUGAUUUUUAGGCGCUUCAGCACUCGGCGGUCUCGUUCUGUGAGCUUGUGUGGCUUACCACUUCGAGGCUGAGCCGUUUUGCUCCUAGAAGUUUCCACUUCACAAUAACAGCACUUUAUAGUUGACCGAGGCAGCUCUAGCAGGGCAGAAAUUUGACAAACUGACUUGUUGGAAAGGUGGAUCUAUGACGGUGCGAGUUGAAGUCACUGAGCUCUUCAAAGGCCAAUCUACUGCCAAUUUGUGGAGAUUGCAUAGCUUUAUGCUUGAUUUUUACACUGUCAGCAACAGGUGUGGCGAAAUAGCCAAUCCACUAAUCUGAAGGGUCCACUACUUGUAUAUCGUUAUUUUGUUCAGUAAUAUGUCCAGCAUCUAUACAAUUAUUAAGAUUGAUCAUGAACAUAUUCAGCCGGAUUCUGAAAAUGUUUAAAAAACAUAACCGUGUGUCAAAGAUAAAUAUGUACAACAAAACAGCCACAUGAGUGAAUCUAAUUGACAGUCCUGAUUGACUAUUUAACAGUGUUGCCCUAGAAGUUUCCACUACAAGCAUUUGUUACAGGCAAGGCCAUGGCAUCCUAUGACUGCCACAUGAAAGUUACAGAGUCUCAGCAAGGAUUCUCGCCAAUUUUGUCUUGGAGAGUGCUGUGUGCUCAAAUAAUAUACACCUGUCAGCAACGGGUGUGGCUGAAAUAGCCGAAUUCACUAAUUUGAAAGAGUGUCCACGUACUUUUGUAUAUAUAGUGUACAGCCAAUUUGCUUUUUUUCCAGCCAAACAUUAGCCUGAAUGUGCACUGUAGGGUGGAUAACAUUCUAGGACAUUGGCUAACAGUCAUGCGUUUGCUUACGCACAUUGUUAUGAGUGUAUGAAAAUGUAAUUACUAAGUAUAAAUAAUGGGAUUUUCCAUAGUUUAUACGCUUUAACCUAGAAAACAAUGAAGCAUAUUCAGGACGCACACACUCAUGUCUCUGUGGAGAGAUGUGAUUUUUGCUAUUUGAAGCAUUUUUUCUAAUUCAAGAUAACAAUGAAAUGUAUUGUCAAGCCUUUGAUUAUAUUCCAGCAAUUACAGGAAUCAAAAUGACCUUUAAAAUAGAAUAGAUACUUUAUUGUCCAUUUUGGACAGUUUUAAUGAUGGUUGAUUAUUGUUUGUAUGAUUGACAUGAGCUGUUUUUAUUAGAUGGAUGUUAUAGCUAGUGAUAUCACAUACAGUGUAUUGAAUUCAAUAAGAAUCAUGAAGACUGUUUCUCAUGGUUGGAAUCAUUAACGGUAUUUGUGCGUCUGCAUGCAUGGUUAGCCGGCUGUGGUGUAAGGGUGUGUUUGUGUGAAACUGAGCUAUAAUAAGCAGACAUGGUGAUGUCCUACCUUUUACAUGUUAUUUAUAUCCGCUUUAAGACACAGUGUGCUGCUACUAGUAAAACUGCAGAGAAGACAUGAUCCAUACACCAUCAUGCAUGAUGCACAAAACACUCAUUCUCACGCUCACAGAUGCACUUAGGUGACUCCCGUUUAUUCUGCAUGCAUAAAUCCAUCAUGGUCCAUGAUGUUCAUAAGCUUAGCCACAGAUACAGACACAGUCAGUCCAUUUAUGACCACGGGGAAGGACUAAGAAUAAUUAUUUCACCAUGUACAACACUUCAGUGGUGAGUGGUAAGGAUGUACAGUGUUUUGCUCAAGAGGCCAGAUAUAUUUCGCAAUCAUGUUGGUUGAUUAUUUGGUAAAGGAAGGUUCAGGAAACACUUUCAACAAUUAAUACCUAGUUAACAUUGCAUUAAAGAAGAUUAGGGUGGUAUACUAUGAGAAUAUGAGAACAACAGCAAUUAUUGUUUUAUUAUCUUGCAUUAAAUUCAAUUUGAGGGUGUAAUGAGGGUCAUUUUGUUCAGCCCAUACAUCUUGGUUACAUAAUGGGGUGUUGUGACUAGAAGGAAGGGGAGGAAGCCAGACAGGAAGUGAAAAGGGAAGAGAGUGAAAGUGGGGUUCCUGUACAGUUAGUUGCACAGACAAACACCCAGCAUCAGACUAAACACGUUCAACUCCACUAUAAAAACACAACAAUUGACUUCAACCAGAUGUAAACUACUCAGGAUAACACCUAACUCUCAAAGUCCUCCUGACUUCAGAGCCUGGAAUGGCUCUUUAAUGUUGUCAGCACAAUGCCUCGAUAAUGAAGGGGGCUGUGCUUUUACUGUUGGCUCUCCUCUGUGUCUUUCUCACUCAAACACUCACAGCCCCGAGAGUCACCCCCUUCCAUUACAGUGGUUGGAUUUUCAAAGCAACCCCCAAGGAAGAAAAAACAACUUUGGAGAGAACCAAUCAAACCCGUCAAACAAUUUCUGAGCGAACAUUACAUUAACAAACAACCUCCUUUCCCUGAGCUGUGAGUUGCGUCACAGAUGGCAGAUUAAACAUGUAACAGGAAUAGCAUAGCAUCAAAGAGUUCUCAAAACAACUCUCACCUUCAAAAGACUUCUAAAAAGUGAGGUACAGUAAUUGGCCCACCUGUGAUAGGUCUUCAUUAGCAUCUCUCUUCCACCAUUGGAAGCCUCUGACCCUUACAAGUCAGCUACACUACACGUGUUGCCAGCAGCAUUGUAUCAAUGUGACGUUCUACCUGCUACACCAGAAACCAUUCACAAGAUGAAUGAACACGCUUAUCAGCCAUCGAGAAUUGAACCUCAGCGAUUCUUGAGCUUGGACGCUGCCAUUGGAGGUAACGCAACGCGGGCAGUAUAGCAGCUUUCAUUGAUUUCAAAGGAAGCGUCCCCUCAAUGGCUGAUUUCAAUGCCGGACGGCCGAUGGCUGUAGUGUAGCAGGGCCGUUACAUAUUAUAACUGCUACGUAGCAGUCUCUCUUGUACCCUAACAGCAGGGCAGGCACUACAGUGUGUCAGCAGCGAGGGGGUUGAAGGCCGGUGAUGCAGGAGCUCAUGCAGAUAAAUAGGCUCUGACCUCAUCGCCCUCCCGCUCCUUUCUCCUCACUGAUAGACAGGUGCGCUGGUACCGCACUGCCCAAGGAGGUCACGUAACCUUCCCGAAGACUAGGGGGCACGGGGGUAGCGUCCUAGGGGUGUGGGGGCAACAGUGAUGUGCCCAUGCUCAACGGGGUGAACUGAGGCUUGUGCCGGUACUAUGAGGCUGACCUGGGGCCAACUGACCUGACCCGCCCAGUCAGAACACACACUGUGCAUUGCAGCAUGGGAGAGAGAGGGCUAAUGUGUGACUGACAAUCUAGCUAGCACUCUCUUUUUUGCUGUCUCUUGUCUGCUCUGAAUGCAGAGGCAGGUUACAUGUCACUUCUCCACACAGAAGGUAGGUACUGUAAGUACCUUAUGAUAGCUCAACAUACAAUACAUGCCUUUUUGACUACUCAAGUGUAAAAUGUAAAGUACAUUAUGAAGUCAUUGCCUGUUACAUGAGGACAUAAUAAGCUUCUAGCCACUUGUUUUUUAAUCAUCAGCAUGAACAUACACUUUGAAUGUCUUCUCUCUCUCCAGCGCUGAAAAGUCCAGCUGCCUUCCACGAACAGAGAAGAAGUUUAGAGCGAGCGCGGGUGAGUUUCCCUUCAUACUCUUCCCACUCUUUGUGGUUUCUGUCAGAUGAACACUUUUUUUUACUGACUCUCAAAGGUGAACUGGUUCAAAACAGAAUCAUUUCUCCCCUUCUCUCUUCCUCUUCUCUCUUCCUCUUCUCCCCCCUCCCAGACUGAAGACUACCUAAAGAGGAAGAUCCGAAGUCGGCCGGAGAGGUCGGAGCUGGUCAGGAUGCACAUUCUGGAGGGUGAGUUUCUCUGACUGUGCCCCCUCCCUGAGCCAUAGGGUGCUGCACCUAAAAAAUGUAGGCUACAAAAUAAAUUCCCACAAUUGUUUGCUCUUCCAUUCCAUAACUGGUAGCUGUGCUGUGUGCGUUUAUCUUCGUAUCUGCAUCAUUACAUAAGCAUUUGAUUUCCUGGUUCCCUGAUAAAGAUCACAUGCCUGAUGGUUGUUGGCUGGCUAACCCGCUGUGUGCUGUGUGUUCAGAGACGUCGGCGGAACCCUCCCUCCAGGCCAAACAGCUGCAGCUGAAGAGGGCCCGUUUGGCUGACGACCUCAACGACAAGAUCUCCCACCGGCCCGGCCCCAUGGAGCUCAUCCACAAGAACAUUCUGCCGGUACACAGCAGCCUCAAACAGGCCAUCAUAGGUAACUAAAGCAGCAGCAUCAAACAGGCCAUCAUAGGUAACUAAAGCAGCAGCAUCAAGCAGACACAAUACCACUCCAUAUUAUGUAGCCACACUAGCAAAUGAGCUCUCAUGAUCACUAUCCUAUUCUAUAGUUUCAACAGCACCAAACAGGUAAGAAGUCCACCAUUCCAGAAACCCCAUGUUUCCAAUUGCCACAAUUCACAAAGUAGCUCACUAGCAUGACGUGCACAUCUGCUGAAUAAGCUAAAAUAGUCCACCCAGUGAAACUCUAUAUGAAGGUCAUCAGGAACAGGUACUGCAGACUUGAACAAAAUCUCAUAUAAACCCUGCUCACAUUGGACCCAGUCACGUCAUAUUCACAUUCAUAUUCAUACUGUGCGUGUGUGUGUGUCUCAAUGUAUGUACAGUGCCUUGCAAAAGUAUUCAUCCCCCUUGGUGUUUUUCCUAUUUUGUAGCAUUACAACCUGUAAUUUAAAUUGAUUUUUAUUUGGAUUUCAUGUAAUGGACAUACACAAAAUAGUCCAAAUUGGUGAAAUGAAAUGAAAAAAAUAACUUGUUUCAAAGAAUUCUACAAAAUUAAUAACGGAAAAGUGGUGUGUGCAUAUGUAUUCACCCCCUUUGCUAUGAAGCCCCUAAAUAAGAUCUGGUGCAACCAAUUACCUUCAGAAGUCACAUAAUUAGUUAAAUAAAGUCCACCUGUGUGCAAUCUAAGUGUCACAUGAUCUGUCACAUGAUCUCAGUAUAUAUACACCUGUUCUGAAAGGCCCCAGAGUCUGCAACACCACUAAGCAAGGGGCACCACCAAGCAAGCAGCACCAUGAAGACCAAGGAGGUCUCCAAACAGGUCAGGGACAAAGUUGUGGAGAAGUACAGAUCAGGGUUGGGUUAUAAAAAAAUAUCCGAAACUUUGAACAUCCCAUGGAGCACCAUUAAAUCCAUUAUUAAAAAAUUGAAAGAAUAUGGCACCACAACAAACCUGCCAAGAGAGGGCCGCCCACCAAAACUCAUGGACCGGGCAAGGAGGGCAUUAAUAAGAGGCAACAAAGAGACCAAAGAUAACCCUGAAGGAGCUGCAAAGCUCCACAGCGGAGAUUGGAGUAUCUGUCCAUAGGACCACUUUAAGCCGUACACUCCACAGAGCUGGGCUUUAUAGAAGAGUGGCCAGAAAAAAGCCAUUGCUUAAAGAAAAAAAUAACCAAACAAGUUUGGUGUUCGCCAAAAGGCAUGUGGGAGACUCCCCAAACAUAUGGAAGAAGGUACUCUGAUCAGAUGAGACUAAAAUUGAGCUUUUUGGCCGUCAAGGAAAAUGCUAUGUCUGGCGCAAACCCAACACCUCUCAUCACCCCGAGAACACCAUCCCCACAGUGAAGCAUGGUGGUGGCAGCAUCAUGCUGUGGGGAUGUUUUUCAUCGGCAGGGACUGGGAAACUGGUCAGAAUUGAAGGAAUGAUGGAUGGCGCUAAAUACAGGGAAAUUCUUGAGGGAAACCUGUUUCAGUCUUCCAGAGAUUUGAGACGGGGACGGCGGUUCACCUUCCAGCAGGACAAUGACCCUAAGCAUACUGCUAAAGCAACACUUGAGUGGUUUAAGGGGAAACAUUUAAAUGUCUUGGAAUGGCCUAGUCAAAGCCCAGACCUCAAUCCAAUUGAAAAUCUGUGGUAUGACUUAAAGAUUGCUGUACACCAUCCAACUUGAAGGAGCUGGAGCAGUUUUGCUUUGAAGAUUGGGCAAAAAUCCCAGUAGCUAGAUGUGCCAAGCUUAUAGACACAUACCCCAAGACACUUGCAGCUGUAAUUGCUGAAAAAGGUGGCUCUACAAAGUAUUGACUUUGGUGGGGGUGAAUAGUUAUGCACGCUCAAGUUUUCUGUUUUUUUGUCUCAUUUCUUGUAUGUUUCACAAGAGAAAAUAUUUUGCAUCUUCAAAGUGGUAGGCAUGUUGUGUAAAUCAAAUUAUACAAACCCCCAAAAAAUCCAUUUUAAUUCCAGGUUGUAAGGCAACAAAAUAGGAAAAAUGCCACGGGGGGUGAAUACUUUCGCAAGCCACUGUAUGUAUGUAUGUGUGUUAACUUGAGAACAUCUGAUAGUCCCUCCCGGCCAUCUCCUCCUCCAGCCAUAAUGAACAUAUUGAUGUUCACAUAGGUAUUUUCCCACCGUGCCCAUCUAGAAGGGUCCUGCCUGGCUUCAGAUGCAUGGAGAUAUCAUUGUUAACCUUACAUGUGCAUUUACACAUAUACUGUAAAUUCAUGACUGUCUGAUGAGCAGGGGCCAACCUCAUUGCCCACCUCUCCACCGCGGGCCCCUCAUGGGUGCUAGUUUCGCGAAUUAACCAAGUUAUAUUAAUCAUACUAAUGUUUUUUCGCAUUGGUGCGUGCACGGUUCACAGAAACAGAUUGAUUCAAUUUCACACAACAUUAUAAAAUGUGAGAAAGUGUCCGUUUUUGUGUGUGGGUGGGUGUGUGCACGCAUCAGGACAUGACUUGGCACAAUUGGUUGGGUUAGAGUUCACAUAACAGGUAGUCUCUACUGUGGUGUUAAACCGUGAGAUAAAUGAAAUUAUGGAAAAUAGAUUGAUUGCUGUGAAGAUGAAAGAAACAUGUCUGAGCGUCAGAUUCCAGCAUGGUUUAAUUUCAGGGGAUUGCCUGGCUGUCGGCGGUUCUUAAUAACAACAAUCAAAUUACAGGCAAUGCUAGCUGUGCCACUAGAGAUCCUGGUUCGAAUCCAGGCUCUGUCGUAGCCGGCCGCGACCGGGAGACCCAUGGGGCGGCGCACAAUUGGCCCAUCGUCGUCCAGUGUAGGGGAGGGAAUGGCCGGCAGGGAUGUAGCUCAGUUGGUAGAGCAUGGCGUUGGCAACGCCAGGGUUGUGGGUUCGAUUCCCACGGGGGGCCAGUAUGAAAAAAAGAGUAAUGUAUGCACUAACUGUAAGUCGCUCUGGAUAAGAGCGUCUGCUAAAUGACUAAAAUGUAAAUGUAAUAUCCACACAGAGAACAGGGACAUAACCUAAACCUGUGCUGUUUUCCACACUCAGCCACACACACACACACACACACACACACACACACACACACAGUGGUGCAAAGGGGAAGCCAUCACAUGAUUGGUUCAGGAAGAUAAUGAAUCAAACCCCAUAUUGGUUAUUCAUCAUCUCCCACUGAUGGUAAAUGAAUAGCCAACGGUGCUCGCUGAGCGCUCCAAGUGCCUGCCUGCCGUCAGUAAAUAAAAGAUCCAUAAUGGUCUUUAUCAAAGACAUGGGGAUGUACCAGCCAUAUACAAUGUGAUGAUAAAGCCCCGGGCCCAGCAGGCCUCCACCUCCUCCUGCUGCCACUGCAGGCACCUCUGUUGAUGCUGACUGACUGACUAAACAGACUGACUGGCUGCUGAGAGGAAUGAUGACAUGGCUAAUGUUGACACAAAGCCUGUUUUCUUUUACAUGGCUCUCUCACACUACAUCACAACAACGAAGGCAAGGUAGAUUGUUGCUUUAUACGAACUGUCACUGGUGGCUCAUUAUUGUACUUUCUAACACUUUAUCUCCCUCUUUUUUUCCCACUUCUCUCUUUUCACUCUUUCGUUCUGUCGGUCUUCUCUUUAUCCCUCUUUCUCUCCCUCAGAGACAGACUUCCCCAAGGUCGCUGGGGAGAUCUCCUCCUUUGAUGAGGACAGUAGUGAUACUCUCUCUCCUGAUCAGCCCAUUGGUCAGGACUCUCCCCUGGGCCCCGGCCCUCUGCCCUCUCCCCCCGACGCCCUGGUUUGCAACAGCACCCCCUCCCCCACACAGUUUCUCACUCAGGUUCCUCCGCCACCCCCUCCUCUUCCUCCCUUCUAUGGGCCCUGCCAACCGCUGAAGUUGAGCAAUGGGACAUCAGUUCUGAGAACCGCCCCUGCACUGAUCAAGGUUAGUGGCAGCUGUCACAGCUAAUUAUUAGUAUUGUACCAAAGCCCAUUGUAUUUGUAUUAUUAGUUUAGCAUUACUUCUAUUGUUUACAGUAGGCUAGUCCAGUGUUUAAUCUACUACAUCUCACUGAUCUUUCUCCCUGCAGUCCCAGCCUAAACCCACCUCAGAGCGCCCCCCUCAGCGAUCCAAGAAGGCCAAGGACAACAAGCCCAAGGUGAGGAAGCUGAAGUACCACCAGUACAUCCCCCCGGACCAGAAGGCUGACCACGAGCCUCCCCCUCAGCUGGACUCCACCUAUGCCAAGAUCCUCCACCAGCAGCAGCUCUUCCUCCAGCUGCAGAUCCUCAACCAGCAGCAGCAACACUACAACUACCACACCAUCCUUCCUGCACCACCCAAGUGAGUGUGUGUGUUUGCGCAUGUGUGUAUACAACUGCUUCACAUACCCACCAACUCCAGCCUGUAUCCUAUCAUUGUUUUGACUCUUUUUUCUCUUCAGACCCCCAACAGAUCAACCACCUCCCACCAAUGGCCCCUCUCCUUCUCUGGCCUUGCCCGCCCCCUCGACAUCCUCCUCCAGUCAAAGUGCACCAAUCCGGCAGAAUGUCACACAUGUGGGAGGGGCCACACCAGGUUCUUUGCCUCCUAACCUGGACGACCUGAAGGUCAGUAAAAGCCGUUGCAUUUGUCAAGAGUUGACUGUGUUGACAAAACCAACUGUCUAAACAUUUCACAUUCUGACACCUUCUUUUGUCCUCCAGGUGGCUGAACUGAAGCAUGAGCUCAAACUGCGGAGCUUGCCUGUAUCAGGCACCAAGAAUGACCUCAUCGAGCGGUUGAGGAACUACCAGGCUCAGCAGAACAGGGGUGGAGGUGGUGGUAGUGCAACAACUACAACAGCAGGGGGUGCCACAGGGUCAGGUGCCGGAGCUCCCAAAACCAACCACCCAACACAACAACAACAAAAACAACUACUACUACUACAACAGCAGCAACAGCAACUUUCCCAACACCAGACCCAGUCCUCUGUGGUCCACCAAUCAAGAGAUGCAGGUGUGGUAACCUUGGCAACCUUCCCGUUCGUGGCCACUGCUCCACAGCAGAUCAUGCACUUUGGCAGCACUAGCUCCUCCCCGCCUGUCUCUCCUGCCCCCUCAGACCGCUCGCUAGCUGGGAUGAGCCCAAACGAGACGAGCUGUAAUGGAGACGCAUUUGGGGAGAUGGUAGGUCUCCUUUCUUUACAAGUCUAUGUUAGAUGUGUCCUUAUUUAUUUUUUUACAGUUUUUAUAGUGCACAGAUAUCAGAUAUCAAAUCCGUUUUUAUGGUUUGAAUCUUGAGACUCUACUUUUCUCUUUCCAAAUAGGUAAGCUCUCCCCUCACCCAGCUCAGCCUUCAUCCUUCCCCCCAGCACCUUGCCACUAUCAAAGAGGAGUUGAGUGGCUCGGCCCCCACAGCCUGCCAGUUCUCCAAAGCUGCUCUGCAGAAACGCCUGCUGAUGCCCACAGCCAUGCAAGUAGCACCCCCCUCUGUGAACAAGGACCAGAUGCUGCAGGAGAAGGACAAGCAGAUCGAGGAGCUGACGUGCAUGCUGAGGCAGAAACAGCGGCUGGUGGAGACCCUGCGCUUCCAGCUGGAGCAGGGCAAGAGAGGGGGCCGGGACGCCCCCCCAGAACCCCUGGGCCUCAUCAGGGUGAAGGAAGAGCCACCAGACAUCCCCAGCAUCCCCUCCACAUUUUGCCCCAUUGGCCCACUCCCCGACCCCUCCCCAGUGCCACAUGGAGGUCACCAAGAUGACCAUCAAGCAGGAGGUCGGGGACGUGGAAGAGGCCGUGGAGCCAUCCUUGGAAGCCCCACCUCAGCAGGUCCAGGUGCAGUUGGAGCAGAUCCAGGCGCAGCAGCGGUCGCAGCUGGAACAGCUGAAGCUGCAGCAGACGCAGCAGAUCAACGCGCUGCAGCUGGCCCAGCAGCAGGCCCUGCAGCAGCUGCUCCUACAGCAGAACCAGCAGAAUCUGCAGAAACAACGCUCACAGCAGAGGAAGAAGAAGUCCCACAAGCAACAGCUCAAACAACAGCAGCAACAGCUACUGUCCCAACAACAGCAGAUACAAUCAAAGAACCAACAGCUGUUACAGUCAAAGCAUCAACAUCAGCAGAUAUUGCAGGCACAACAACAACAGCAGCUGAAGUCACAACAGGUCAGUGGCAGUCAAACCAACUCAAUGGCUAGUCACAAUAAGAGCUGCUGAUAGUGACAGAAAAACAAAUGCGAUCCCAGUCAAAAUAGUCUGUCACCUUGUGUUAGUCUCUCACUGACUAAUGCUGUUGGUCUCUUCCAGGUGACUCAGAUGUUCCUCAAUCAGCAGUCGGGCUCCACCACUUCCUUCCCCUUGGAUCUCCUCAAGACACACUCCACACCUACCCUGGUGACAGACAGCAACGGCAACCAUUUCCUCAUCGCACUGACCAAUCACUGUGCCGAGAGCCAAGGGAGUGAUACGCCACAAGGCACUCCACAGGGCAAAGCAACCAAUCACAUCACACUGCAGGUAAACAUUUCAAUCCCUUUUUCACUCAAACCUAAUGUUUUUGUUUAGGGACAUACCCCUUGUGCUGCUUACUUUUCUUCUCACACUAUUUCUCUCCUUGGUCUAACCAGAGACUGCAGUCAACUCCCACCAAGCUGCCCAGCCAAUCCCCUCUUCAGUUGUCCCAGCAGUGACACCCAAUCAAAACCGACAACUCAACCAGGCCAUGUGAAACUGCAAACCAGAAAGGUAAGGGAAAGGUUAUAAAAGUCAUUUCAUCUACUUGAUAUGUAGGAUGUCCAUUCAACAGCGGUCAAUGGAGCCUCCAUUAUGGUGGUGACUGGCUUGUUGCUAAUGUCCCAUUUAAAUGCGAGAGUCAUUCAGAAUUGCCUCGAUGACUCCAAUAACCAUCUGUGUUAUGAAUUAAUGAUGUAUACCCUGUAAGACACUGACAGCAUCCUUGAUAAGAGAGCUGUUAACUAAUGUAAAGUAAUAGUGGUUAUUAUUCUGGUAAUUACUGUAAUGAAAUUCCUCAUCUUUGUGCUUUCAGCUCAUUUGAAUCUCAGCUAAUUAAGAUUUAUCUCCCAUUUUGCUUAGGGACAGAAGACUGGGCUGCAGGUGUCAACCAAUCACUCCCCAGGGGUCACACUCUCCUUCUCUGCCCCGCCCAAUCUCCAGCCUUUCUUCCCCAAUGAUGACUCCUCCCCUUCUGAAAAAGACACCUCCCCCUCUCCUCCAUCUCAAACGGUAAUUGUGAACUUGUUAAAAGUUGUACUGUAGUUGCAGUUCUCUAAAGGGACAAGUUUAAUAGUAUACAUUUUUAGGACAUGAGAACAAACCGUUAUUUUUAUAUUUCCAUCAGGAGGAUUUGAGUCCAGGUCUGGACCAUGAACCCCUGUUCAGCCCUCCUUCUCCCAAACGGACACCCUCCCCUAACCCACCGGAUGACAAGGUAACCCACGCCGUCUGGCUGCAUCACUGUUUCCAUGUUUGUGUCUCAGAGGUCUCAUUAUGGCCAACCAUGCCAAGACUCUUGCUCCUCUGUAUUCUGUAUCCACCUCUCACCUCAGUGGCUGUGUCAGGACAUACUAUUAUCCCUCUGUCCCGCAGGAUAAUGGAUCCACCCAGCAUAUGGACGACCUCUUCGACAUCCUGAUUCAGACUGGAGGUGAGUGUUGAAUGCCGAUAGAGAAGGAGAGCUCCUCCUGGUUUCCUGAUUCAAUAUUUGUCUCCUACUUAUGGUUUACAUUUCUUCUAUCUCCUCCUCUCCCAGAAAUCUCAGCCACCUUCAAACCAGCGCCCGACCCGUCCCUGUUGCGACUGCGCCCCAACACCCCUUCCCCUUCCCUCUCAGGCGCCCUCCCCUCUCCAGCUGCAACUCCACUUUUCGCCCCCCACCCCUCCCGAACCCGAGACCCCCCAGCCGGUCCCAGGGGAGGAGGAGGAGGAGGAGGAGGAGGAGCUGCAGGUGCCGGCCACCGUUGACCAGGACGUUAGCAACACAGGAAGUGGACGUCUGGAGGACUUCCUGGAGAGCACCACGGGCAAACCCCUCCUGGGGUUGGAGCCUGGCGGGCCCCUGACCCUGAUUGACGACCUCCACAGUCAAAUGCUGAGCACCCCCAGCAUCCUGGACCACACGUCCUCCCCCAUGGACACCUAUGAGCUGUCGGGCUACACGGCCAACCCCCCUGGCCUGGACUUCGGAGACCAUGCCCUGGACAGCAUGGAUUGGCUGGAUAUCACCAUGGGUGGGGCGAGCAGCGAGGUCCCAGGACUCGCCCCACUGGGUCCCCUGGGCCCCCACACGCCCCCCAGCGUCUUCUCAGCAGACUUCCUGGACAGUUCAGACCUGCAGCUCCACUGGGACUCCUGCUUAUAG
Molecule: messenger RNA, 13718 nt
Organism: Coregonus sp. 'balchen'
Lineage: Eukaryota; Metazoa; Chordata; Actinopteri; Salmoniformes; Salmonidae
Source: the annotation of a GenBank genome assembly